Molecule: messenger RNA, 1527 nt
Organism: Naegleria lovaniensis
Lineage: Eukaryota; Heterolobosea; Eutetramitea; Acrasida; Naegleriidae
Exons: 2
Coding region: 1-1527 (508 amino acids)
Biological process (GO): regulation of DNA-templated transcription
Molecular function (GO): DNA-binding transcription factor activity, RNA polymerase II-specific; DNA binding
Source: RefSeq, a predicted model, not a curated record
AUGCUAUCAACAUCACCAACAACAACAACAACAACAUUGGAACAACCAUCCAACAUCUUUUCUGAACACAGAGAUCUCUGUGGUGAUGACGAGAACUUGAUGGGAGACUUUGAUUCUUCUCCAUUAUUGUCAUCCUCUCAUCAUCAUCAACUUGAAAGUGACUCUGAAAGUGUUCAUGAUGAAAAGUCUUCCUCAAAGAAUGGAAAGAAGAGAAAGGGCUACUCGAAAGAGAUUACCAAAGUGCUCAAUGAUUGGUUCUUUGCCAAUCUUCAAAACCCAUAUCCAAGUGAAGAGGAAAAGAAAGAAAUGGUCAAUCAAACGACAUUGUCUCUUCUCCAAAUCAACAAUUGGUUCUCCAACAAGAGAGUUCGUUACAAGAGAAAGAUGCAAAAAGAAGGUCAAGAAGUCAUUGAUGGAGGUGUUGUGAUUGACAUUAAUCAAGCAUUUCGUUCCAUCAAGAAACAAAAUAAGGGAGAAAAGAAGGAAUCCGUUUCAGACUGUGAAAAUACUUGUUCCACAGCUCCUCCAAAACGAAAGAGAUCGACUGCCUCUAAGGACUCUUCAUGUCAAGCCAAGAAGAAGAGACCAACUCCAUUGAGCAAUGUGUUCAAUCAUGGAAAGAUGGUGUCUGUGACAUCCGAGACAUUGACUCCAACACCUUCUUCUGAGCCAAAGAAUGUUCUCAGUUCACUUCUUGAAUCACCAUCCAACAAGAAUUUGAAUGGUUCUUCAGUUCGUGUAUUAUUACGUUCACCCAUUUUGACAAGUCAGACAACGACCCAGACGACCCAGAACCAUCUGUGUUCGUCAUUAUCCCCUCAACCCAAUUCGUCAUACACUUCUCCAACCAUGUCCGUGCAACAUUCUCCAAAGAUGAUGACUCCUGACGAGAGAUCUCCAUGCUCUUCCAACACUCUGGACUCAGAGUCCACAAGUCAACAACCAAAGAAAAUUGACUUUUUCCAAUCGUUGCAACAAGCAGGUGUCAUUUUCCCACAAACACCUGUCAUUCCUGUCAUUCCAUCUUCCUAUCCUCAAUAUGCCUUUGUACAUCAUCACCAUGCUGCUGCUGCAUAUUAUCCUGUGAAUGGUGGUGACGUUCAUGCUACCUCAACACCAUCACCUACAUCAUCUCCCUAUCAAUAUUCGUAUCCAAUUUAUACGACAACUCCUGCUGCUAUUCCAACCACUUUCUAUCAUCAUGCUUCACACACUCCAAGUACCUCCACGUUCAUGAUACCAAAGGAAGAAGAAGGUCUCGAAAUUGGAUGUGAUGCCUCAGAUGUGGAACGAAAUGAUGCCACUUCAUGCUUUGAAUUGGAAGAUAAUUGUCUUGAAGAUUCUACAGUAUUGACGAGUAAUUGCAAUCAUGAAAAUUAUUCAUGUCAAGACAAUACUUUUAACACGACUGACUUGUUUGAAUCGACAGCAGAGAAUGAAGAAUGUCUUUUCCUUGAUGGUGGACGUGAUAUGUCAUCCGCUUCAUGGAUGAACUCAGCCGAGGAUUGCAGCCUUCUCUACUUUUAA